AUGAAUUCCGAGUAUAAUGCGUCGUAUAUAGAAAGAUUUUGUGGGGGGCACACUACUUAUAAUAGUACUGAGUAAUCCGUCUAGCCCUUGGUGCAUUGUGAACCCCGCAUGCUUCAGCUUGUUUGGGUAUGUCCUCACAAUAUAAAGACUCGGAGCGCAGGUGUCACAAGCUCAGUGCGUCCAGAGCUUCCUGCUAAGCACGCAGCCAGGAGCCCUGGUUUUAGCGGCCUUCCUGAUGGAGCAUUUCAGGCGAGGGGUGGAGUUCGGGAUGGCCUCCUUCCAGAGAUGCCAUCCGCUGUCAUGUCAAAUGGCAGAGAGCGCGCCGGUCGAUGCGCAGAAGGCGGAUAAUACCCGCUGUAAAGAGAAGUCGCGGCAUUCCAAGCGCUGCCACUGCCACCUCGAAGAGAUGCCCGUCAUCCCUGAGCAGGCCAUGGAGUUCCUCUCUCGGACGUGGAGCCCCUCCUCCACGGAUCUCUUCCAAAUACUCUCCCCCAGUAGCCUGGGGUCGUCGCUGGAGGACCCAGAGCAAGAUGAAGCGAGAGGAGACGGAGGCGACGACGACGACAAGGAGAAACAUCUUGGCACGGUUCGUCUCAAUGGGGGGACGAACCAGUUGUUUAAUCAGACAUGUAGACUUGUAGCCGGCGGCAGGCCUAACUGCGGACAGCGCCGGCACAAGCUAGUCCAGCCUGCCUGGCUCAGAGUUGGAAACAUGAAGGCGAUGCUGCGUGGUUUCCUGUUGGACAGCGUGCCAGUCACGGGGAGCCGGAGGAGGCGGCGGAGGGACGAGCUCCGGCUGCACUCGGCACAGGCGCACGCCGCCGUGUCGGUGGCGCAGCUCGCUGCGGCGGUCGCGGGCAUCGUGUCGGCGUGCGACCUGAGGCCCGCGGCCUCGGCCGGCGCUGGCGGCGACAGGAGGCUGGGCACGGUGCUCGCGUCCGCCGCCGCGCUGGUGGCCACCGUGUGCGCCGAGGCCGCGGAGACCACCGGCGCCAACCGCGGCCGCGUCACUUCCGCCGUGAGGACCGGGCUCGAGAGCCGCACCUCCGCCGACCUGCUCACCCUCACUGCUACCGCUGCCACAUGUUUGAGGGGAGCCGCGGCGCUGAAGCAAAGGACAGCUGACCUCAGGGGAAUCAGCACCAGCAGCAGCGACGCCAUGGCCAUGAGCGUCAGCGCCGGCAUCCACAAGGGCACGACUCUCGCAGUCUGCCUGCCUUGUGGAAGAGUGCGGGUGAGGACGGUGUCCGUCUUCCCGCGGCGCGGCGAUGGCGGCGCGGCGGUGCUGCGGCUGGGAAAGAAGCGUCUGCGCGGCGCGUUCGCCACCUUCAACGACUAUGUGGUCACGGCGGUCGGAGACGGCGGCGGCGAGGCGGUGGUGGAGGGGCGGCCCGUGUUCCCAGUGUCGGUGGUCACGUCAGAGGGGUCGACGGUGCAGCUGCUGUUCGAGCACCAGACGCACUGCAAGGUCUGGAAGGCCGCCAUCGAGGGCAUGCUGGCCGAGCAGAAGCUCAGGCGCGGGACGACGAACUGAACUGAUGGUCAGUCAGAUUGGGCACACGCGCACGUACAAUCUUCCUGCAGUUCUACUUCAUCGAGUAGAAUGGAGAAAAGUGUUUUUUUUUCCAUCUUGGUGUGUAAUCACGCCUGUACGUGUUUUGUAACAUGUUUGUUUGUAUGUACGUGGGUGAAUCGAAAUUCGUAAAAAGUGCUAUGAAAACCUGCUUUAGGAAUAAAAAGAAUCAUAUACGCCUUUACGGGCGCCCUAUAUAUCAGAACAAUGUAAAGAAUUUAUAAAGCGAUCUGUAUUUGCAUA
Zea mays is the source of this 1816-nucleotide messenger RNA. Its product is annotated as VAN3-binding protein. The coding region runs from base 236 to 1534 and encodes 432 amino acids. The record is from RefSeq and is a predicted model, not a curated record. NCBI's taxonomy places the organism in Eukaryota, Viridiplantae, Streptophyta, Magnoliopsida, Poales, Poaceae. The transcript has 9 exons. Gene Ontology annotation, biological process: leaf vascular tissue pattern formation; phloem or xylem histogenesis; auxin-activated signaling pathway.